Molecule: messenger RNA, 3345 nt
Organism: Naegleria lovaniensis
Lineage: Eukaryota; Heterolobosea; Eutetramitea; Acrasida; Naegleriidae
Exons: 2
Coding region: 1-3345 (1114 amino acids)
Source: RefSeq, a predicted model, not a curated record
AUGAGCUUGUCGGUUUCGGUUCCGAAGGUUCUGUUGGAAUACGGCUCAACUUCAUCAGCAACCAAUCAACAACAACUCAACAAUACAGAUCAUGAAGAAGAGGAUGAAGAGGCCUUUUCGGAUAUUGAAGACGAAGAUGACAUUGGAGAAGACGAUGAUCUCUCGCUUUCGGAUGAUGAAAAUAGAGAAAAAACUCAAGAAAUGAUUGAAAAAGAAAACGAGGAACUGGACAAAAUUCUACAACUAUUCAAUAAUGAGAACAUAUUUGAAAAGAAUGACGCAUUCAUGUUGAGAAGCGAGAUGGAUAAAAAAUACAUCUCUAAAGAGGCUGAAGCUAAAGUGAGGAACAUGUAUGAAGAUUUAUACGUUGGACAUUUAAAUCGAAAAACCCUCCAUCAAAUUGAGCCUAUUGAACUUUUAUUCUUUUUGACAAACUAUAAGAAUUUAAAUUGGAAUGAAAUACUCAUCCGUGCGCAAGAAAAUAAGAGAUUGGAAGUGGUGAGAAAUGCAAUCCAAGCAAAACUGGAUGAGCAAAAACAACAGGAAGAGGAAGAAGAACAGAAUAGUGUGGAAGGAUUUAUUUUACGAAAGGUAAAAAAUUAUAGGGAUAAGGUUGUCACGUCUAUGGAUGCUAGAGUGGAAGAAACAAUUAAGCAUAUAUUAAGCGUAUUAUAUUUUCCUGUAAAAAAAGGAAACACUGUAAAACCUUUGAUUGAUUUUGGUCCCAAACGUCUCAAACCUCGACUGAGAAGCAUUGUAAAGUCUAUAUUUUAUUCUGAUUACAUGUAUAUUGAGGGGCAAGAGGAUCCAUUGCCUGGAGAAGAAGAAAGCGAUCCAAUGGAAGUUAACGGCUCAGACAUUGCUCAAAAAGAGCUUGAAAAUAUGUGUGCCGAGCUGUUAGCACUUAGGGCUGAAAAACGAGCCUUCACGGAGGAGGAAGAGCUAAUUAUUGACGUUACAAGAGAUAAAUAUUAUGAAAGUUUAAAUGAGAAUAGAAGACAAGCAUUUGAAAUACGCAACCUCAAAGAGCAGCUUGAAGGAAGAUUAAAUUUAAUUGCGAAAAUGAAUGAAGUUUAUGUAAAUGAAUUUCAAAAGCUGAAGAUGAGCAUAAUUGAAAAGUUGGAACAAAAGAAAAGUUUUAGUGACGACAUCAUGCUCUUAUCCACAAUGGGAGGCUCGUUAAUUGCUGACUUUUCGUCUUUACUCGAAGAGGAACGAAAGAAAGCACAAGAUCUCUUAAAAACAGUGAGAAUUACGUUUGGAAAGGAAAAGAAAAUUAUGGAAAACCAAAAACUAAAAGAAAUGCAACUUUGGAAGCAAAAAUUAGAAUCUUUAGUGCAAGAUAGAAACACCACCAUUGAAAUUAUGAAAAAAACAUAUGAAGAAGAGAAGCAAACGCUUAUUCAUGAGCUAUCCAACGAAAAAAAGAAAAAGACAAAGGAAGCCAAAAAGUCCACAAAAUCUCACGCCCUUAAGCGAGAGUUGUCUGCUACAACAGUAGCAACCAAGGAAAAACCGAAAAAAUACCUUGUACUCCACCACUCAAAAGGAGUGAGCAUAGAGCCAAGGCCACAAUUGACAACGGCAAAACCAUAUUACAGCCAUCACGGAAACAAGGAUCAGCACAGCAGUGACGACGAAGAUAAUUCAGAUGAAGAGAGAAAAGUUAAACCAAUUCCACAAAAGAAAUCUGAAAACAUCCCAAAGAAGCCUGUUAAAGACGUACAACCUUUUCAAAUUAAUAUCUUAGACCAGAAACGUGUGAAAUUCUUAAGAAGUGCUCAGAAAUCAACCAGAGACUCGUUUGAAUCAAACACUGAUGAAGAGGCGCUGUUAAAAGAUGAGUCUUUCAGUCAAAAGGAUAAGUCUCAAUAUCAAUACGUUAAAUUGGAAAACGAGUUGUCAGGUCACAAAAAACAAAAUAGGUUGCUAAAAGCUGCUCUGAAAGAUAGAACUGAAAAGCUUAAGGCGAUCAUUAUAAAGCUUAAGCAAGUUAGACAAAAACGAGAAGCUGCUCUUGAUGAGCUGGACAAGUUUAGAGAAAUGUUGAAAGAAGAAAUGGAUACCAAUACCAUGCUGAGAAUACAAAUUAAGAAUUUAACUGAGCAAAUCCGAAGAUAUUCCAAAGCCGAUAGACUUCACAGGAAAAAUACUUCUUCUCAAUUACUAGAAAAUGAAGUAACAAAUCCUGUAGCUGUUGAAAGCCCUUCAACACAAAAAGAAGACAAACAAAAGGUCAGUCGUAUCAAGGAACACUUUGGGCAUUUUAGAAAUCAACUCAAACACUGGCCCAACAAUGAAAAAGCUGAAUUGAAUCAAAUCAUCGACAUUGACGCAGUGGAACAAUUACAAACAGCUGUAGCAGAAGCAGGAGCAAUAGAUUCUACGUUUUCUAAAAAGCUCCACAAGUGGGACAGCUACGUACGAAGAACAGCCCUCAAAAAAUUUAAAAGCACACCAAAUAUUGACAUGAUUUCUGAGUUUGGAAUAGACGUAUCUCUGGAAAGACGACGAAAACAAUUUGUUUCUUGUGAAAGAAUGGUUCAAACAGAUAUCAGCUGUUUUUCAACAGAUACAAGCAAAGAAUCCUUUAUGGCUCCAAGCAUUGCCGUUCCACGAGAAUUAAACUCAGCGUUUGAUACAAUAGAAGAGCAAAAUGACUUGUUGGAUGAAUUGAUUGGCGAUAUAGAACAGUCUUGUGAGCUCACGGAUAUGGAAAAGACGAACUUCACAAGGAUAAAAGCUAAGAAAAAUGAACUUGUAAGAGAGAGGCAAGAGCGAUGGGGAAAGGUUGUUCACAUUGCUCAACAAUUAACAAACUUUAGUUUGGGUAAGGGCCAAGUUCCUCUCAGCAUCUCUACGAUUGAUCAGGUUGUAGGCUUAGAGAACGAAUUACGGAAUAAGGCAAACAUUUUUAGAAUACUCCCCUCAACCUUUGCAAGGUCGACGUCACCUAUGAGAGAAAAUACCCCAUCCACAUCUUCAUCUUCCAAAAACGAAUCAAUAGUUGCCAACAGAACUGAAUUUCCUUAUGGUAUCAACAGAAGGUCUGAAUCAGUAGGUACAUGUUUAGUGGAGCUUGAUGAUGACAAUUCGGAUGUACACCUCUCUGAAAUGAUCUCUGGAAUGAACAAUAGCAUCAUUCAAAACAAUUCUCUCACCAAAAAUCUUCCAAGACUCUACCCUCAAAACAACAAUCCCAACACCCGCUCUCCAAUCUCUUUUUAUGGCCGUCAAAGUGCUCCCUUAGUAAGAACAAAAAAGAAAAAGGAGCAACUUGCAUCAGAUGAUUACAGACAAUUCCUCAACGCUUACAAAUCCCCAACCAAAAAACCUUUUCUGUAA